AUGGCUAAAACAAAAAUUACCCAAAAAUUAAGCAGUAACUACGGUUCAGAAAAACGAAUUUCCGUGAUUUCAAAGUCGGCUUCGGUUAAUAAUGGUGACCUUGAUCGUGAGAACCUAUCAAAAAUGAAGGCACAAACUGAAGCUGCUGCAGAUGUUUUCGAACAAGCAGCCACCGAUUGGAAAAAAGCAAAUAAAGAAAUACUCACAUUACAAACUAUGAUGUCUAAUGGAAAUCCCAUAUUUAAAAAACGUAUUCCAAUCCUAUCAGAAUCCGAAAGUAGUGAUUUUGAUGAGAUUGUUGACGAAAAUGAUGAAACCUUUUCAACUCCAUCCAAAUCAAAGAAUCGAGUAAACGAAAAAAAUAAAGGAAAGAUUACAAGCUUUGAUGAGAUGAAAUUCUUUUCACCUUCAAAUUAUGAUAUGAAUCAAAAAAGAAUCCGAGUAGAUAAUCUUUAUAAGAAAUCAAAAAAGCCAAAAUUUAGCGAUGUAAAGACAGUAAAACAGACCGUCGAGAAAUCAGAUCCAGAAAAACUCGAGUCAUUACCUGAACUUAAGAGCAAGAAAGUGCCAAAAAAUUCUUAUUUGUAUUUUGUAUCUCAACGAUUUGCAGACGUCAAAGCUGAGUUUCCAAACCUUCAAAUGACAGACAUUAACGGGAAAAUAGCUGAAAUGUGGAAAAAUUUACCCGCAAAAGAGAAAGAGAGCUUUCAAGCUGAGUUCCAUGCGCAGCAACAGAAAUACGGGAAUGGAAGAACACAUAUGUCCUCACCUGAAUCCUCCAAAUUAAUUUCUACACCUUUAAAGCCAUCGAGCGACUCGUCAAAUUUUUUUAAUAGAGAAUCUUCAAUGUCUACUUUCGAUAGUGUUACUAGUCAAAAUGACGAAGUUCCAUGGAUUUUGCCAAUCGUUGGUACACCCACAUCAUUUGGUUUGAGUCCAUAUCGUAAACGAAAAAUUCGAAAAAGCAGUUUCAGCGAUGAUUAUUAA
Molecule: messenger RNA, 987 nt
Organism: Ambispora leptoticha
Lineage: Eukaryota; Fungi; Glomeromycota; Glomeromycetes; Archaeosporales; Ambisporaceae
Source: the annotation of a GenBank genome assembly